Messenger RNA from Lodderomyces elongisporus, 1713 nucleotides. RefSeq names its product NADH:ubiquinone oxidoreductase. Gene Ontology annotation, molecular function: NADH dehydrogenase activity. NCBI's taxonomy places the organism in Eukaryota, Fungi, Ascomycota, Pichiomycetes, Serinales, Debaryomycetaceae. Bases 1 to 1713 code for a protein of 570 amino acids. The transcript has a single exon. The record is from RefSeq and is a predicted model, not a curated record.
AUGUUGAACAGGUUGGCGAUUAAACGGUUGACGUCACCGCAACACGCACUCGUUAGAAACCAUCAAUUUCUUUCUUUUCAAUCAAUUAGAUCCGCGUCUACCAUUUCCAAAACACCACCAGGUGCACCAAAGAUCAAGCCCAAACAAGGCAAAUUUGUAAAGUUUUUCAAAUACACACUCGGAGCCGGUGCCUUGGGAGUCACUGGGUUUCUAGCAUGGAUCACUUAUAGAGUCUACCUUGAAAACCACCCUCUUGACCAGGAGCCACAAACUGCCACAUUCCCCAAUGGAGAAAAGAAGAAAACUUUGGUGAUACUUGGCUCAGGAUGGGGCUCUAUUCCAUUAUUGAAGAGCUUGGAUACUACAUUGUACAAUGUUAUUUUGGUGUCACCAAGAAACUAUUUCUUGUUUACUCCUUUACUUCCCUCGGUUCCCACCGGAACCGUUGAAAUGAGGUCAAUCAUUGAACCCGUGAGAUCAAUCACCAGAAGAUGCAAAGGAUAUGUACAGUUUUUGGAAGCAGAAGCAAUUGAUAUUGACCCCGAGAAUAAUGUCUUGAAAGUACAACAAUCAACCACUGUUUACUCUGGCCAUGCCAAAAACUCCUCAUCGUCUACCCACCCAGGUAAAGCUGAAGAACAUGGUUUAGAACACAUUGUUGCCAAUAUCCCAUAUGAUUACUUGGUUGUUGGAAUUGGAGCUCAACCUUCAACAUUUGGACUACCCGGUGUUGCUGAACACUCAACUUUUGUCAAGGAGAUUAGCGAUUCUGCAAGGAUUAGAAGAACUUUGAUUGAUUUGGUUGAGGCAGCAAAUAUUUUACCCGAAGGCGAUCCAGAAAGAAAAAGAUUAUUGCAUGUUAUUGUUUGUGGAGGUGGACCCACCGGUGUUGAGGCCGCGGGCGAAAUCCAGGAUUACAUUGAUCAAGACUUGAAAAAGUGGGUUCCCGAUGUUGCAAAAGAUCUCAAAGUUACUUUGGUUGAGUCGCAACCAAAAGUCUUGCACACAUUCAAUCCUAAAUUGGUUGAGUAUACAAAUCAAAUUUUCAAGGAAACUAAUAUCAAUUUAGUUACUGAUACCAGAAUUACUCAUGUUGACGAUCACUAUGUUACUGCGUUCCACAAGAGCUCCAAACAGACAGAAAUCAUUCCAUACGGAAUGCUUAUAUGGGCUACGGGUAAUGCCACAAGAGACUUUACCCAUGUAUUGAUGAGUAAAAUUGAUGCGCAAAAAUCAGCCAAACGUGGAUUUUUGAUUGAUGACAACUUGAAACUUAAAGGUUCCAAAAAUAUCUUUGCUCUUGGCGAUUGCACUUUUAGCAAGUAUCCACCAACAGCACAAGUUGCAUUCCAAGAAGGACAAUAUCUUGCCAAAUAUUUUGAAAAAUUACAAAAAUUGGAAAGCUUAAAGUACAGAAUCGCAAAUGAUCCAGAUGCAUCAGAAUUUUUAAAGCAAAGAGCCGAUAGGUUGGAAGGAAACUUACCAAAGUUCAUUUACAAUUACCAAGGUUCAUUGGCCUACAUUGGAAGUGAAAAAGCAGUGGCAGAUUUGGCAUGGGGCUCAUGGUCCAAUGUGUCGACUGGUGGAAAUAUGACAUUCUUGUUCUGGAGAUCUGCAUACAUUUACAUGUGUCUUUCAGUGAAGAAUCAAAUUUUGGUAUGUGUAGACUGGUUGAAAGUCUCACUUUUUGGAAGAGAAUGUUCAAGAGAGUAG